Chilo suppressalis (striped riceborer) is the source of this 7147-nucleotide messenger RNA. The record is from the annotation of a GenBank genome assembly. NCBI's taxonomy places the organism in Eukaryota, Metazoa, Arthropoda, Insecta, Lepidoptera, Crambidae.
GUUACCUUGGCUAGGAAAUUGUUUUCGUUAUCUCAGAAACGAUGACGAAUUUAGAUAUCGUUUCGCUACGAAACGAUGUAACUUUGUCUAAGCCCCCUGGAACGCUUUCGAUUAAAUGAAUAACGUUUUCAGUCGGUAUUUGCUCCCAACAGACUUUAAGGGCGUUUAUGAGGUCUUGUCGGCUAUUCACAUGACUGAAAUUUGACUUAAGGCUUCUUUUUAAAUGAACCCAUAAAUGUUCAAUAGAAAUGAGGUCGGGACUCAUGGCUGGCCACGGUAGUACCGUAAUAUUGGCUUCUGAAAGUGCUCUCUGAGUGAUACAAGCCGUAUGCGCGCGGGCAUUAUCUUGCACGAAGACGAAGUUUUCACCGAUUCUUUGCCUAAAUGGGAUGACAUGAGGUUGGAUUACACGCUCGAUGUAACUGGCAGCAGUAACGGUGCAUUCUUCCAGAAAUACAAGUUCAGUUUUGCCCAUUUAACUAAUUCCACCCCACACCAUUACACUUGGACGCCCGAAACGAUCCGUUCCGUGAAUGCAGGCUUCUGAAAAACGUUCGCCUUCUUUUCUCUACAUGCGGACUCGACGAUCGUCACUAAAAAACUUCACUUUAGACUCGUCUGUAAACAGUACUGUCCUCCUGUUGUCCAUGGUCCAAUUUAUGUGUUCGCGAGCACACUCGCGCGCGCGCGAGUGUUCUUAACCGUGCUGCACGAUGUGCCCUUGUCAACUUGAGCCGGAUUACUCGCAUUUUGGAUCGUUGGCCAUCCUCAUGAAGUCUAUUCCGAAUGGUUUGAUCACUUAUUCGUGUGCCAGUAGAUUGGCGUAAACGAUUUUGUAAGGUACGAGCGAUUAUUUUACGCUCUCGACGUACAGUCAAUCGUAUAUAACGGUCUUCCUAGUCGGUGGUAACUCGAUUUCUUCCUAUUCCCGCUCUCCUAGCAACACUACCAGUCUCUUGGCAGCGUUCCCACAGGUUACGGAUAGCGCAUGGUGACACACCAACUCGUAUUGCCACUGAUCUCUGUUAAUGUCCUUCCUGAAGUAUAGCCACCGCUCUUGAAGCUGUUUCCAUAUCCAUAUGACGGCGAGAACCAGGCAUAAUGAUCGCAAAUAACGUAGAAAAUAAAACAAAAUGAAUAAAACAACAAGGUGCAACAGGAAUAGACAGACUGAGGCUGAGAACACAAGUGAUUGGGAAUUUUAAAAUUAGACGAUUAUUAGGGCACUUCACUUUUUUGUUUGCUCACUUAAGAGUAACAUUUAACUUGUCGCUUGAAACAUUGAUAAAGAUUCGUAAACAUGUCAACAAUAAGUUAAAAUGCUUCAACUCGCCAAUAAUUACCCUAUAUAUUUUUUUUAGACAAUAUACGGGAUUAUUUAUGGGUGGGCCCUAUUUUGUUUUGAGUAGUUUAAAAGAAAUAUAAUUUUAUUGAGACACCAUUCUCAAACUAUAAAGGAAUAAUAAAAAACUGGCUUUGGGAGUGUAUGGAUUAUUCAUCAAGGAAAAAAUGCUGAACUUCAUUUUGCAAAUAAUCGAUUCUGCUAAUAGCUAUGCAAAAUAGUUUUCUAAUUUCAACCAACUACUCCCCCAAACUAAAGUCAUCAACUAAAGGCAUUUUUUAACUUAUCAUUAGCUCUAAGUUCUAACCACAAAUAAUACAAUCAUUAUCUUUGUCACAAAAGUAAUAUUAAACCCUUUAAUUCGCAGUGAUGCUUAUGAGCAACACAGUAAACCAAAAAUUCUCCCUCUUUUGUUAUAAUUUUUUUUUCGCCAGAUUUCUGUUUACCACAUAGCUAAAACGAAACGCUUACUAGAAAAAACAAUAACUGUCAUUGUGCGUACUUAUUUUGACAGUUAUUCACAAGAUGGCGUCGAGAAUGUCUGCACCGUCCGGUUCUAAGGAAAUUGCCUUUUGUAAUUGCGAUUUAUAUUUAUUAAAAUGUUAGAUUCAUAGCAUAUUUUUAAAUAGAAUAUCUACUGAAUGUAUUUACGUAUAAAACUUGUUAUUUCACCCUUAAAUUAAUGACUUAAAUGUAUUGUAAAUACAGUGUUGCUUAUCAUCAACAUUGCGUAUUAUCCUGCAAAGUAGCAGGUAGUUUAUAUGUUGCUCUCAAGCAACAUUGCCCGUUAGGUAGUGAAUGACUUGGCUUAUUAAAUAAUAGGGUUCUUGUGUCUAGUUGCUUGAUUUAACACUUCUUCUAUCGAGUAACUUAUGCAUAAUCAAAACCUGACUAUGCGAAAAGCAAUGAUUAAGCUUGGUGUGCGGUUAAGCAUGUGUCUUUUUUCUUUUGCUUCAGAAUAAUCCUAAAUGGCAACGUACACGUACUAUUAUGGCUCUUAUACCUCCUGAAGAUGAAUCUUCGUUAGGCAGCAGUAGCUCCUCCGAAGACGAAGUUUUACUCCAUAAGCGUGAUGAUGAUGAUGUAACAUAUUGUAGUUCUGAACCAAGGUUUUAUUCCCCUUCUUUAGACCGUAUGCAUAUUUGGUUCAGUUCUGAAAACGAAAAUGCUGAUCCUACCCAACCAAACCUUCUAUUUUCAGACGAAGAAACUAUUCCAUUGUCGCCCGUAAUCAAUGAAAUGUUUCCUAAUGGUCGGUCUCAAGAACAAUUGCCAUUUAUGCUUAAUUCAGUUUCAUCAGUUUUGUCUCCAUUGACAAACUUACCAGCUACGACUACGCGUUCUAAAAGAAAGUUGAACAUUAUGCCUAAGGUUGUGGCAAAACGAGUGAAGAGAUUUAUUAGGGAGCCUUAACAUUUAAGUGAGAGACCAGUCAAUUUAAAUAUGCGGCUACAAUAGAAUUACCUUCAUACGAACCUUCCCUUGAUACAUUACUCAAAUCACCAUAGGAUUAUAACCACGUUUUUUUUUCUAAAGAUAUUAUAACAAUCAUCACAGAUAAUACGAAUUUAUAUUCAGUUCAAAGUGGAGCUACAUGAUCUAUACUAUAAUAUUAUAAAGCUGCAGAGUUUGUUUGUUUGUUUGAACGCGCUAAUCUCUGGAACUACUGGUCCGAUUUGAAUGAUUCUUUCAGUGUUGGGUAAUCCAUUUAUCGAGGAAGGCUAUAGGCUAUUUUUUUUUUCAAAAUUAGGGAUCCGUAAUGAAAUUGCUAUUUUGUAACACAAGGUGUAAAAUCGAAAACCUAUUUUUGCGUGCGCUGCAAAAACUAUUGACAAUAGAACAAAAUGAUGUACUACGGGUUUGUACAUCCUAUUAAGACCUACAAAAAAGUCCGCGAGAACAUAUACCUAGCUAUCAUGGUUUAAUCACAAUAACCGAUUUUGUGUUCAAAAUAAUUAUUAAAUCGUCUGUAGAAAAAAAAAACUACGUUAAAUAUGUAUCGUAAUAUUAAUCUUUGUUAUCAAGAGUAUUUAUGUAGAAGUAAAAUACUUUUUGUUUCAUCUCAAUCGGAUAUUUCGUUUAAAAGUUAUCACGUGUGUAAGAUGUUAAGAGUUGGUACCUAUUAAUGAGUUAUGGGCCAUAAGAGUUUUUUAUCAACAUAAAAUUCUGUAAUAAUCUUUUUCGAAAUAUAUGUGUUGAUGAUUGUAAGUAUAAGAUCUUUGAAGAGUUUAAUAAAUACAUAUCUAAAAAACUCUGCUAAGGAAAUCCACGCGCGCUUGAUGCAAGCAAGACAAGACGCUGGCGGCGCGGCUGCGGGCGAGACGAGGAGGCGGAGCUUGCUGCCCGCCUGUCGCUCUUAUUUAUUGAAAGAAAUUGAAAAAAAAAAUUAUUGAAAGUAUGACAGUACACGGUCUAAGGGUUUAUUAUCGACCCUGGUCUAAUAGGGGAGCACAGAACACAGCUGAUCGCGAAGCAAGUCGACAAACAACUUCCCGAAUACAACAACGCCUCCACCCUUGUGGGUGCAUGAGGGGAAAGGGGGUUGAGGUUAAAACGUAGUAGCGGCGGCGUCUGCAUAAAGGGAAUAAUGAUGAGGAUUUUAACAUUAUUUUUAUAUAAUAUUUAUUUAGUGGUUUAAAAUUAUUGCAGCUCUAAAGUAAAAAUAGUGGGUAGAGCACUGUCUUCUGGUCCUCAGGGUAACCUUUUCCAGAGGACAGGGUUCACAUUAUCAUGUACUAAAAUGUAAAGUAGUUCCAAUAAAUUAUUAUUAUUAUAAUGAAAAGACCUAGCAGGUAAUGUUUUAGUCAACAAUGGAACGCUUGUUGAAUGAUUUAUUACUUCUACUGUUUAGGUCAUAAAGUGACGUCAUAACUUUUUUUACCGAUAAUAUAGGACUUUUUGUCCAUACUAAGUAUUGUUUAUCUUAUCAUAAUGAGUCUUAAAAAUAGUGUUUUUGAAGUGGCCGCUUCCGAGCCCAAUGUCCAUACAUUUCGCCCAUUCUCCUUUUUGUAAUCAUGUAGUUUUUAAGUAUUUGUUCUUUAAAUGUAAAUAUGUGUAAAUAAAUAAAUAAAUAAGUUUGUAUAGGGUAUCUUAUACAUCAUUGACUACUACAUACAGUUCUCCCAAAUUAAUAAUGCGCAUACAAAUCUUCGUUAAUGGUCGUAUUCCCGGAAACACUCGAAUCAUUGAAUCGUAAAAGCCCUAAACAAUGCAUUUGUAUUUCGCACCUUGUUCUAAAGAAACAGGAGUAAAUAUCAUAUGUACACAAUCGAAAGCAAUUCGGGCGGCGCACACUGUAUUUUUUUUAAAUCGAAUGGAACUUAAUUAUUUUUUUUAUUUGUAACAAGCAUUCGUUAUUAUAGCCCAACACUAUCUCUAGCACACCAUGCAUUUAUAUUUCAAAAGCAUUUUUUCCCUAGCAACACCAUUUUUCAUAUGGCAACCCUUCAAAGUGACGCUAUUUUUUUUAAUUUCAUUAGUUCAAUUUUAAUCUGUUGCAGCGCGCGUUGUAUUAAGACAGAUGGCGUACUAUUUGCCAGUUACAUUUUCAAAUAUAUUGUGUUGUUGUAAUCGUUGUUCUUUGUGGAAGCUAAUUAGGUAAGAAUUACUCCGUGUUAUAAAUUCAAGUAGUAGAUUUACCACUAAUCCAUUGCAUUGGCUGCAAGGAGAAUUUAUUUUUAAAAUUUGUAAAUCAACUUGAAUUUACAAAAUGUAUCCCCGUGUAUCUUACCCAAAAUGCACUUUAUAUUCUUUGUUGUAUAGCACGCUAUGAGAUUAAGCUUUAUUUGCUUGCGCCAUUUUGCGUCCGCCAUACAUUUUUUUUUAUUUUUCCAUAGGAGGUCAAGCUAUGAAAAAGCGCGAAAUUUUCGAGAUUUGGCUUCGAGCAAAAAAGGAAAACAGAAAUGAAUUUGUAUGUAAUAGAAUAUUAGAAAAACAUAACAUUGCAGAUCAAACAAUGAAUGUGCCAAGGGUGUUGCGAGUAUUUAUGAGUAGUAUGUGUAAGAAAAUUGAACAAAAAUGGGAGCGAAACGAACGAAAACUGCCUAGGUUUCUCGAAAAUAAUUUAACAUGGCUAGAGAGCAACGUAGUACUGCCGAGCCAGUUUUUCAACGUCUUGCCAUCUACGAGGUCAACAGAGUUGGCUAGUAACUCCAAUGUGGGACGACCAGUUAAACCAUUUAGUGAAUGCACCCCUAAAGUUAAAAAAAGAAAAAUCUAAGAUUUAAUAAUUACGAAAUCGCAAGAAGAGUCAGCUCUUGCUGCUGAGGUUGCGUUGCGGUCAGGCGGUAAAAGAGAUGCUGCUAGUAUAGUUAAAGAAGUAGCCAACAGGUCACCUUCGCGGGCUACUAAAAUAAAAAAAAUCUUUAAAAUCGAUUGAUGCACCUCAAAUAAAAAUGACCCCAGAACAGGCUCUUUCAAUGAUGGUUGAUGCCAAACUGAGCACACAACAAUAUAAAACGAUAAGGAAACUUAAUAAAAACAUCGGCGGUAAAGUCUAUCCUACGUACCAACUCGUUGAAAAGGCCAAACAUGACAGAAGAAGCAAUCACAAUCACAGACGUGUCCGCUGAAGUUCAAUUGCAAGCCUUGUUCGAUGUAACUAUAAAGAGGAUAUGUCUUGCACAAAAGGAAGUAUUUGUGACUACCACGCCUUUAAAUCUGCAUCUCAUAACGAAAUGGGGAUGCGACGGCAGUUCCGCACAAAUAGGUACAAGCAAACCCUAAAUGAUACAGAGUAUAGCGACGGACACCCUUUCUCCAUCACACUUGUACCGCUUCGACUAGUGGAUAAAGAAGCCAAUCACAAACAGGACAGGACACCAGGCGAGAAAAACUCAGUAGCUGCUAGAAAGGCAACUAUACAACAAAAAUUUCUAACAGAAAUGGGCCUUCUAGUCGAUAUGCCCAAGCAGUCGGCAGGAAACACCAAUGACGGCAACACAGCCCGCAGAUUUUUCAGGAACACAGAAAAGACAGCCGAAAUAACAGGCAUCGAAGCUGAUCUCAUACACCACUUCCGAGUUCUACUCGAGGCUUUAUCGAGCAACCAUGAAAUUGACUGCAUUAGCUGCUUAUGCGAGAAAGACAAAAAAAAAUUACUUGCAGCAUUACUCCUGGUACUAUAUGCCUGCCAGCAUUCAUAAGAUUUUGCAUCACUCCGAAAAAAAUAUGCGUGCUUGUGUGCUGCCUCUCGGGCAGUUAUCGGAGGAAGCGCAAGAAGCAAGUAAUAAAGAGUAUAGACGUUUCCGCGAGCACUUUAGCCGGAAGACCUCCAGACAAAAAACGAACAGAGAUGUCCUUAACCGAUUUCUUAUAUCAUCAGACCCUUACUUAUCCAGCCUAAACAUAAAUUGGCCCCGAAAAACAUAUAGUAUCCCCCAUGAAACCAUGGCGCUUUUCAAGGCUCCAGAAAUACCACCAGCAAGCGACUCCGAUGAUGACGACAGCGAAGAAGACGAAGCGACGAUUACUUAAGAAUUUACAAUGAAAAUAGCGCGUGUGAUUACGAUAUGGUCGUCAGUAUUUAUAAUAAAAAUUGUAAAUUCUAAAAAACGUAAUAAGUUCCGCUAGAUUUGAAAAUCCCACACUGUGCGGCGGUCGCCGGUCAGUCAGUCGUCUUUAAAUAUUGGCGGUGACUGCACGUGUUCUCUCUAUGUGGAUUAUAUAGAGCUCCUAUUACACACCCUUCUUUGUUUUGUUUUCAGAGGUAAGUUUAAUUUCAACUUUAAUUAUGUUGGCUGCAUAAUCAAAAACCAUGAGUGUCUAUUAUUCAUGUCAGUCAUUCUUUCUUAUUCAAAUUUAAAU